Messenger RNA from Eimeria necatrix, 2697 nucleotides. RefSeq names its product SAC3/GANP domain-containing protein, putative. Gene Ontology annotation, cellular component: nucleus. Lineage: Eukaryota; Apicomplexa; Conoidasida; Eucoccidiorida; Eimeriidae. The record is from RefSeq and is a predicted model, not a curated record. The transcript has 9 exons. Bases 1 to 2697 code for a protein of 898 amino acids.
AUGCAGCCGCAGCAGCAGCACUAUGCGCUGCAGCAGCAGCAGCUGCAGCAGCUGCAGCAGCUGCAGCAGCUGCAGCAGCAGCAGCAACUCUCCGGCGCCUGCAGCCUCCCCAUGGGAGUCCUGGGGGCCCCGCUGCAGCCUUGGGGAGGCGGGGGGCCAGCAGCAGCAGCAGCAGCAGGAGCAGCAGCAGCAGCAGCAGCCCCUGCAGCAGUGCCGGGGCUGCCGUUUGCCUUCUCCGGGGGCUCUCCCGGCGCGACUGCAGCAGCAGCAGCAGCAGCAGCAGCAGCAGCAGCAGCAGGGGCCCCCAUGUCUGCUGAAGCCUACGUGAACUUCGCCCGGCAGCAGUACACAGCCCACUACUUCCACACAGCUUUUGCUGCUGCUGGCUGCUGCAGCACGCAGCAAGCCAUGGCUGUUGCUGCUGCUGCAGUGCAGCAGCUGCAGAACAACGGCUUCUUCGAUUCCCUGCGGCAGUCGUACCAGCAGCAGCUCAACCAGGCGCAGCAGCAGCAGCAGCAGCGCGCAGCAGCAGCUGCUGCUGCUGCCGCUGCUGCCAGCCACCUGCAGCACCCCUGGCACAGGCAGCAGCAGCAGCAGCAGCAGCAGCAGCAGCAGCAGCAGCAAAAUGCAGCCUCCGCAGCCUCGCCCCCGUGGCACCAGCAGCAGCAGCAAAACAACGCCGACGGCGCAGCUGUUGCAGCAGCGUCGAACUCCGCAGCAGCUGUUGCUUCAGAAGCAGCAGCAGCAGCAGCAGCAGCAGCAGCAGCACCAAAGCGGCAGCAGCGGCUCAGCAUAGUCAUUAAGUCCCGAACACUUCCAGCUCCUGCUGCUGCUGAUUCCUCGCACGCCCCAGAAACCCGAAGUGCAGCAGCAGCAGCAGCAGCAGCAGCAGAUAAUUCUCCGGCUCCUGCUGCAGCUUCCGCUCCUGCUGCUCCUGCUGCUCCUGCUGCUGCUGCUUCUGGGGAACAGUCAGUCCCGCGGCCGCUGAGGAAGCGCCGCUUCGACGUUUUGGGAACUCCUGCUGCUGUUGCUGCUGCUGCUCCCCAAAAGCAGCAGCAGCAGCAGCAACAGCAGCAGCAGCAGCAGCAGCAACGGCCGCAGCAGCAGCAGCGGACCCCGCAUCAGCAGCAGCAGCAGCAGCAGCAGCGGGACUUCGCAGAAUUCGCAGGCUGGAUCAAUCGGAUUUAUGCGCACUACUCCAGCAGCCUGGGAGUUGCGGAGACUGCGGAGACAGUUUUUGGAUUUGCCAGCCGUGUCAGUGAAGAGUUUCGAAGGGGACUUUUGAAGGAAGCAAACUGGCGGCAGCAAAGAGUCCCUUCGCUGCAGCAGAUGACGCAGCGCCUCAGCAGCAGGCUGCGCUCUUCCAUGGGAGGGCGGUACACUCAGGAGAGCCUGAAGAGCGAAAGGAGACAAAACCGAAGCAGCAGCAGCAGCAGCAGCAGCAGCAGCAGCAGCGCAGCAAAUGCAGUCUCCUUGUCUCCUUCGGACGCGGAAUCGAGAGAAGGAAGAAGCAGCAAUUUUAAUUUCAAAGCAACAGCAGCAGCAGCAGCAGCAGCAGCAGCAGCAGCAGCAAAGGCCCACCGCAACGCCGGAAGAGGGAUAGAGACUUUGACGGGCGUCAGCGCAGCAGAGGAAAAACGGAAAAGACAACAUCGGCUGCAGCGUUUUCAUUUAAAGCAGCAGCAGCAGCAGCAGGAAGCAGCAGCAGCAGCAGCAGCAGCAGCACCCAUGUCUUGGGAAGAAAAGCUGGCCUUAGCCCGCAGCACAGCCCCCAUUGUUGGCAGCAGCACAGCAAUUGAAAAACCUUAUUUGCGGCUCACCAAUGCCCCAGACCCUGCCACAGUGCGUCCGGAGCGCGUGCUGCGUCAGACGCUGGCGCACCUGCUGCAGGUGGCUGCCGCGGCGCAGGCGCCCGCCCCCAGCAGCAGCAGCAGCAGCAGCAGCAGCAGCAGCAGCAGCAGCAGCAGCAGCAGCAGCAGCAAAGUGUGGGCGUACCUGGACGAACAGUUUCGCAGCCUGCGGCAAGACCUCACGGUGCAGCACAUCGCCAGUCCCUUUUGCUGCAGCGCUUAUCAGCACAACGCGAGACUGGCGCUGCAGUUUGGAGACUUGGGGCAGUUCAACCAGUGCCAGACGCGGCUGGACCACCUCUUCAGGACCAUUGGUCUCCACGCCCUCGACCCCCAGCGGAUAGAAUUCCUUUGCUACCGACUGGUCUAUUUGGCGCUGCAGGGAAUGCGCCUGGACCUUCUCAAGCUGUAUCGGGAGUUGUCAGCAGCAGAGCGGCAGCAGCGGGAGGUGCAGCAGUGCCGCCGCUUGUGUGUCUCUUUGCUGCAGCAGGACUUUUGUCUCUUUUUUCGUUUGUUCAAAUUCGCUCCUUUUUUUGUUCCUUUUCUUUGCCAGCUCUUCUUCAAAAAGGUCCAAAUGCAGGCCUUGCUCUGCAUUUCAAGAGUCUCGCUGACGGUCACUGUCUCCUCUCUGCAGCGGCUGCUGUGCUUUUCAUCUGCUGCUGAAUGUCUCUCCUUUUUGGAGCAGCAAAAGGCGGUCUUCAAGCAGCAGACAAAGCAGCAGCAGCAGCAGCAGCAGCAGCAGCAGCAGCAGCAGCAACUGGGGUCUCUCGUCGUGGACUGCAAGGCCUCUGUCCCCAACUUUGAGCUGUCUCCUCUGCUGAAGAAGAAGGUCCAUGCCAUGGGAUGA